UGAGCUACAGGAUUCCACAACAUGGGGGAGAAAGGACAGUUGAGGGUUGAAUAAGACACCAGGGUUCUAGACUGGAGGUGGAAUGUGCAUCCGUGGAUGGUGAUGCUGUCAGCUCCUGAGGUGCGGGGGCUCUGUUGCGAGCUGAAAAGGAGGGCUUCGGUCUUGCUGACGUCCGGGACUCAAUGUCAGGAUAUGUUUUCCUGGAAGCGAGGGGAGAGGCAGAAGGAUAGAGUUGGGUGUCAUCCGCAUACAUCUAUCCUGAAUGAAGGGUGCUGAGAUAUGCACAAACUCUACAAACAACAACUGGAGGAAAUGAUCAAACUGCAAAAUAGCUGCUUGUGUUCCAUUGAGCGACAGAAGAAGAAAUUCAAGGAGCUUUCCAAGAGUCUCAAACAAUGUAGUCGUUCAGCACGAGCCGGUGAAGUCGAGGGUCUGAAACUGAUCCAGGAGAUGAUGAAGGAACGGCAAAAUGUCUUCUUUGAAAUGGAGGCUUUCCUCCCGAAGAAAAAUGGAUUGUAUUUGAAUCUGGUCCUGGGAAACGUCAAUGUGACUCUGCUCAGCAAACAGGCCAAGUUUGCCUACAAGGAUGAGUAUGAGAAGUUCAAACUGUACCUCACGAUCAUCCUCCUCCUCAUCUCCUUCACUUGCAGGUUCUUGCUAAACUCUAGGGUGAUCGACUCUUUGUUCAACUUCCUGUUAGUGUGGUAUUACUGUACCCUCACAAUCCGGGAGGGAAUCCUCGUCAACAAUGGAUCCAGGUAAGGGACCAGUGAAGGCAGUGAGGCGAAUGUCAAUGAAUCUGGCCUGUCUGUAUCUGGAGGCCAUACUUGUCUUCGCUGCUGUGUGCUUAUGCUUAGACACGAGAAAUAUCAGCGACUGUGGCUAAAAUCAAAAGUUAUAACUCGGGA
This is a messenger RNA of Callorhinchus milii (elephant shark), 908 nucleotides long. RefSeq names its product ion channel TACAN. Gene Ontology annotation, cellular component: membrane. The record is from RefSeq and is a predicted model, not a curated record. The transcript is spliced from 7 exons. Lineage: Eukaryota; Metazoa; Chordata; Chondrichthyes; Chimaeriformes; Callorhinchidae. The coding region runs from base 280 to 762 and encodes 160 amino acids. Gene Ontology annotation, biological process: fat cell differentiation.